Molecule: messenger RNA, 855 nt
Organism: Lynx canadensis (Canada lynx)
Lineage: Eukaryota; Metazoa; Chordata; Mammalia; Carnivora; Felidae
Product: amine sulfotransferase-like
Exons: 6
Coding region: 1-855 (284 amino acids)
Biological process (GO): sulfation
Cellular component (GO): cytoplasm
Molecular function (GO): sulfotransferase activity
Source: RefSeq, a predicted model, not a curated record
AUGUGCAUCCAAAGUGGGUGGAUUGAGAACCAGAGAGGCUAUGGGGCCAAAGGGCCAAGGGAGGUGCAGCAGCCAGAGCUGGAACCAGCAGAGGAGGCAGAGGAGGUGGAAAGCAAAGGUGGAACCAGCUGGUUUCAGCAGUUAUUAAGCUUGAUUUAUUUUGAAGAACAUCGCAAAGGCAUUGGGAAUCUGGAAACAGUUGAUCGAGUCCCCUUCUUCGAGUACAACUUUCGAAAAAUGGAUUUUGUUGAAAGACCAUCUCCUCGUCUCUUUGCUACCCACCUCCCAUACUACUUGGUUCCAAGGGGGCUGAAGAACAAAAAAGGAAAGAUUAUUUACAUAUACAGAAACCCUAAGGACGUUACGUGCUCAUAUUUCCACUUUUCAAAGAAUGUGACAUUACAAGUUACAAGUUCCUUUGAGGAAUUUAUGGAACAAUUUCUAGAAGGAAAAGUGUCGGGAAGCCUUUGGUUUGACCACAUCAAAGGUUGGUAUGAGCACAAAAGCCUCUUCAACAUCCAGUUCUUGAUGUAUGAGGAGAUGAAGAAGGAUCUCAAAGGUUCUCUGUCAAAAGUCUGCAAGUUUUUGGGGAAAGAGCUGAGUGAGGAGGAAAUGGAUUCCAUUGUGAGACAGGCCACAUUUCAGAACAUGAAAUAUGACCCACGGGCAAAUUACAAGAAUAUAAUAAAGACCCGAUAUGGGUUAGAAGCUAAAGGUCAUUUCCUUCGCAAAGGUACCAUUGGAGACUGGAAAAAUCACAUGACUGUUGAGCAGAAUGAAAGGUUUGACAAGAUUUUCCAAAGGAAAAUGAAAGAUUUUCCCUUGAAGUUCAUCUGGGAUAUGAAUGAAGAAUAG